Messenger RNA from Actinia tenebrosa (Australian red waratah sea anemone), 4548 nucleotides. Its product is annotated as 1-phosphatidylinositol 4,5-bisphosphate phosphodiesterase gamma-1. The record is from RefSeq and is a predicted model, not a curated record. NCBI's taxonomy places the organism in Eukaryota, Metazoa, Cnidaria, Anthozoa, Actiniaria, Actiniidae. Gene Ontology annotation, molecular function: phosphatidylinositol-4,5-bisphosphate phospholipase C activity; protein binding. Gene Ontology annotation, biological process: release of sequestered calcium ion into cytosol; phosphatidylinositol-mediated signaling; phosphatidylinositol metabolic process. Gene Ontology annotation, cellular component: ruffle membrane.
UUGUCCUGAUAUUACCAGCGACAGCAGGAAGGCAAUCAAAUAUGUAAACUACAUGGCGAAACUUUCUAUUUAACCCUACAUAUAAUCCCAAAUCUAUCGUAUAUUCACCACUACAAGCCUUAAAAAUGGCUUCGAACGAUAGCAUUCGCUAUAUUGAGCAUCCUGAACCUCCAGAAGGAGACCAAGGGAUCGGGCUUAGUACUGAAAUGGGGCCCAUUAUAACAGCUCUGAAAGAAGGGAAUAUAAUGACAAGAUAUUACAGCAAAAGAGCUCCAGAUCUCAGGAUAUUUUCUUUAAAAUUGGAGGAAUUUCAAAUUGCAUGGUCCAGGACUGGAGGUGGGAAGGACAUUAACCGUAUUGAAGGAUGCGUGAAAAUUCGUGAGAUCUCUGAGGUUCGUCGUGGUCAAGGCUCCAGAGAUUUUGAAAAAAACCCGGACCUGACUAGAAAACUUGAUCCGAACUGCUGUUUUGUUGUGUUCUACGGCAACGAGUUCAAACUCAAAACUCUAAGUUUAGUGGCUCGAAGUCAUAAAGAAAGAGAAUAUUGGGUGAAAGGGCUUGUAUUUUUGAUGUACGAAAGUUUAGUCGCUACACAACCAGUUCUAACUUACAGAUGGUUGUUAAGAGAAUGGAAUACCCUCACUGCCAACUCCACACAAAAGAAAAAAAUUGGAAUGAGAGAAAUGAAAGCAUUUUUUCAAAAAGCAAAUGUAAAAAUGAGCAAUACCAGAAUAAAAGAACUUCUCCAGAAUAUAGAUAGAAGUGCACAAAUUGAUUUUGAACAGUUUAAAAGAAUUUACCAUGAAAUCAUGUGCACCAAAGAGCUUACAUCAAAGUUUUCAAGUUAUAUAGAGAAUGGUACAUAUGUGCCACUUAAAAAGUUCCAGAAGUUUCUAUUGGAAGAGCAGCAGGAAGUGGCUGCCAGAGAUAUCAAUUCUGUACGUGAAUACAUGUUGGAAUAUCUUUCUGACAACAGUAGGAACUACACUGACCCUUAUUUUACUGUGUCAGAGUUCCUUGAUUUCCUGUUUUCGAGAGGUAACAGUGCAUUCAAUUCAGCUCACUGUUCUGUGUACCAAGACAUGAACAAACCAAUCAACUGUUAUUGGAUUGCAUCUUCACAUAAUACAUACUUGACGGGUGACCAGUUCCAGGGUGAAUCAUCUGUAGAAGCAUAUGUAAGAUGUCUUAGGAUGGGAUGCAGAUGUCUAGAAUUGGAUUGUUGGGAUGGCCCAGAUGGGCAGCCAAUCAUUACGCAUGGACACACACUUGUCUCCAAGAUCAAGUUUCUUGAUGUUGUUCGGCAGAUAAAAGAAAAUGCUUUUGUUGCGUCAGAUUUCCCCUUGAUUUUGUCACUAGAAAAUCACUGUAGUCUCAGCCAACAGAGAUUCAUGGCACAAGCCUUUAAAGACAUCUUUGGAGAAUAUCUGCUUUCACAACCGAUUGAUAAUGGCAAAGAACUGCCUUCUCCUGAUGCACUCAAAAAUAAAAUUAUUCUUAAGCAUAAAAAACUUCCAAAAGAUCCAAAUCAGGUGACCAACACAGACCAGACGUUUGAUGCUUUAUCGGAAGAUGAUCUGAGUCAUUCGUUUAAUGGUUACCUCCUCCUAGAGGAUGAAAUUGACCAUAGUUGGAAGAAGCAUUUCUUCUGUUUGACAGUGAAGAACAAGAUGUUCUGGACAGAAGAACAAACAGUAUUAGAAGAAGAUGAUGACGAUGAUGGUCUUCUGGAAGGUGUUGGUGUUGGGGAGAAAGAUGAGCUUCACUAUGGUGAAAAGUGGUUUCACGGUAAACUACCAGAUGGUCGUAAGAAAGCAGAGCAAUAUUUGAACCAGUUCAAUCGAGGUGAUGGCUCAUUUCUUGUGCGCGAAAGCACAACAUUCGUUGGAGAUUUCUCCUUAUCGUUCUGGCGGCGGGGUAAAGUUCAACACUGUCGCAUCCGAUCCAAACAAGAAAAUGGCCAGACAAAGUAUUACCUGGUUGAGCAGGUUACCUUUGAUAGUCUGUACAGCCUGGUCAAUUAUUACCAAUCACAUGCAAUGAGAAGCAACAACUUUGAGAUGAUACUUACUGAUGCUAUACCUCAGCCCAAUGCUCAUCUGGAUAAAGACUGGUAUCAUGAUAACUUGACGAGAAGCACUGCAGAGGACAUGCUGAAAAGAGUACGAAGAAAUGGUGCGUUCCUGGUCAGGAGAAGAGAAAAGGAUGAGAGAACAGGAGAGGAGUCUUACGCCAUCUCAUUCAGGGCAGAGGGAAAGAUAAAGCACUGUAAACUAAAGCGAGAAGGAAGACUUUUCACCAUUGGUACAGCUCAGUUUGAAAGUCUAGUUGAGCUGGUUGAAUUUUACAUGAAACAUCCGCUGUACAAGGGAAUGAAGCUAAAAUAUGCCAUCAAUGAACAGGUCCUUUCCGUGGUUGGUCAGAUUCCAGAAGAAGAAGCCAUAUAUGGCACUAGUGAAGUCUACCACGAGCCAAACUCUUUUGUUACCAAGCCUGCUUGCAGAGCUUUGUGGGAUUAUGAAGGUAUCAAUGAACAAGAGAUGACGUUUUGCAGAGGAGCUUUUAUUACCAAUGUGGUAAAGGAUGACAGUGGAUGGUGGACUGGUGACUAUGGGGAUCAAAAACAAAAACUUUUUCCCGCUAAUUACUGUGAAGAGAUCAUAACACCUGAAGCACCUGAGGAAGCAGUAGAUGAGUCUAAUCAAGAAAAGGACAGUAAAGUGCUUGGUGAUCUACAGAAGGGUGCUAUUGAUGUCCAAGGAUGUUCAGUAGAGAUGCCCCCUCCCCGAGGAGGACAAAGACAUCUUGUACGAAUCGUCAAACAUGGCCAAACAUUAUUAGAAGCAGCUGCAGAAACACCAGAAGAAUUAAGCGAGUGGCUGGUAAAAUUACAAGAAGCUGUUGCAUGUGCACCAGAAGAGAAAGAAAAUAUGAGAAAACAAUCAAUCAGACAGAAUAUUAGUCCAGAACUAUCAGACCUGAUAGUGUAUUGUCAACCCGUACCAUUCGAUAUAGACAAUUACUCUGGAAAACACUACGAGAUGUCAUCAUUUCCCGAGACAAAAGCUGAUAGGUAUAUCAACAAGAAGUGCAGUAAGGAAUUUGUCAGAUAUCAUCGUAAACAGAUCAGUCGUGUGUAUCCCAAGGGAAGCAGAAUCGACUCAUCUAACUAUGACCCUGUCAUGAUGUGGAAUUGCGGUGUACAACUGUGUGCCCUCAACUAUCAAACACCGGAUCGGGCGAUGCAACUAAAUCAUGGAAGAUUUCUGGAUAAUGGCCGGUGUGGCUAUGUUCUGAUGCCAGAUAACCUUCGACAAGACAACUUCUGUCCCCACGACAGGGACACUAGUGGAGUAGAACCACUAACCUUAACGCUAACGGUAUUUGGUUGUCGACAUCUUGUGAAAUCAGGCAGAGGAAUCGCUUCUCCGUUUGUUGAAGUGGAGGUGGUCGGUGCUCCUUACGACUGCGCCAAAUUCAGAACUGAAACAAAAGUUGACAACGGUUUGAACCCUGCAUGGUUCAUGACCUUUGAAGUAGAUGUUCUCAACCCUCCUCUAGCAUUCGUGCGCUUCGUCUUGUUUGAUGAGGACAUGUUUGGUGAACCGAACUUCAUCGGGCAUGCUAUCUUCCCCAUGGGUAGCCUACGGACAGGCUAUAGAUCGCUUCCCCUGAAGAACGCCUACAGCGAGGAAUAUGAGAUGUCUUCUCUAUUGGUUCACUUUGAUAUUCGAAGUGCUAAGGGUGAUGACGAGAACCUGUACGCGACCAUUCAAGGUCUACGAGACCGAGUCCAUGAAAUCUCCUACCAGAUGGCAACAGAAGAGAAGAUGGCCCGCGAGGCCAUGACCCAGAUGAGUCAGCGGUCUGGUCCAUUGUCGCUAGAAGCGCAAGAAAUCCGUAACCGGCACGUGUUACACAUGGAGACACUGGGCAGGCAGCUACAAGACAACCAAUCAAAUCUACAGAAACUCCAGAAGGAAAGGGCGGCCAGGUACAUCGAUUAAUCUGUGUCUGUCUGUCUGUCUGUGGCUAAGAUGUAAAGGUGUGUGCCCACGUUUUGCUUUAAUUGCUUUGCUAUUAUGAACUUCCUCCAUAAAUGAGUCACCCCCAUUCCGCACCACUUAAGGUCUGGGAUUGAAUAGACCACUUGGGUGUAAUGUUUUCCCAUUCAAACCACGUGUCAUUCUCUUAAGAAUAAGAUUCUUCGUUCGAGUGGUGUCCACAUUCAUGUGUCUUCUCGUGCACAACCGUUAAACAGCGAAAUAAUACUCUAGGGAAUGACACGUUGUCUGAAAUGGGAAAACACCACGCACAUGGUAAUUGUGUCUACAGACGUCUUUGGCCUGGGCGUAAUGUUUUCCCUUUUACACCACGUGUCAUUCUCUUGUUUAUUUUUGCUUUGUUUAACGGUUGCGCAAGAUAAGACACAUGAAUACGACUCAAACAAACAAUCUUAUUCUCAAGAGAAUGACAGGCGGAUAAGUUACACAUGGAGGAGUUUUAGUUAAAUUUGCACUUAAAAUUAAAAAUCUACAAGAUAAAUCA